Corythoichthys intestinalis (scribbled pipefish) is the source of this 3302-nucleotide messenger RNA. It is a transcript of the gene mgat1a, whose product is annotated as alpha-1,3-mannosyl-glycoprotein 2-beta-N-acetylglucosaminyltransferase a. The transcript is spliced from 5 exons. Gene Ontology annotation, cellular component: Golgi apparatus. Lineage: Eukaryota; Metazoa; Chordata; Actinopteri; Syngnathiformes; Syngnathidae. The record is from RefSeq and is a predicted model, not a curated record. Gene Ontology annotation, biological process: protein N-linked glycosylation. Gene Ontology annotation, molecular function: alpha-1,3-mannosylglycoprotein 2-beta-N-acetylglucosaminyltransferase activity. The coding region runs from base 1042 to 2337 and encodes 431 amino acids.
UAUAACCGCCAUCGGGGGGCAGCGGUUGAUCAAGUCCGCCGCCCGUGUGGACGUCGACGACCGCCAUGGCUUCGACUCCCUCCGCCUCGGCCCUCACUUCCGUGCUUCGGUGUCGCGGGACUGUGUGGACCAGAAAUCCACCCAGCAAGCGAAGCGCCCCCUCGGCGUACAGUCCCGCGCUGGCCGGACCUCGGCGCGACUCGCCCGGCCGCGGAGAAAGAUUGUUGUCGGCAUUCGGACUGGCCGUGCGGUACGACUCGGCGCCCUGCGAGAACAGCGGGGUGCAGCGUUUGAGGGAUCCGCCGAAAGGCGUCCCGGAAUGGGACGCUCACCCAGCGGCGCCCCGUGGUCUGGAAGCGAGCACCGGGCGGCCUGGUCAUACCGCGGACGGUGUAGUCGUUACUCGGCUACUAAGACCGUGUCAAAUCAACGUGUUUAUCCGAGACGUGUGUGAGCACCCGGGUGGGGUUUCGGGAGUAUGUCGUGAGUGUGGGGAAGUUACGCCGUCUUUCGUGGAGGCCAGAUGGGCUACUUUGAGAAGCACCUGCCGCUCUCUCCAACUUCUGUUCACCCACAUUGUGCUGCGGAGGCUGGCCUUGCUCUGCGGUUGCGCCAGGGGGCGCCAUCGCAAGAUCAAGAGAGAAGAUUCCGGACACAAGCGCCGCCAAAACGGACCCGAUUGACGGUCCAAGGCCCUGACGUGGACCCACUGUGACUCUGUCUUAUUUAUUGACUUUUGCAUGUGUGUGUUGAAUUUGCCAGUAAACCAUGUCAACAUUUAGUCAUGCCAUUUUGCUUAUCUUGUGUUCACGGGUUUCAUGCGUGGUGCCGGUGCUGUUUCCUACACUUGCACCCCGUUCGUGUAUUUUGCAUAGUUUGGACUUCAACCUAUUGAGCCAAAAGCUUCGUGAACACUUUUUCGUCAGGGAAUGCGGAGAACUAAUACACUCAAAAACAGGUGAUGCGGGAUUUGUUCGAGAUCAGUUGAAAAUUGAAGCCUCCAUUUUUGUGUGCAUGUGUGUGGCUUGAUCAGUCAUCACCAUGCGUUGCACGCGAGGUUCUGUGAUGGUGUGCUGCGCCUUGCUGUUCAUCACCUGGAACGCCUUGCUGGUUCUGCUCCUGCGGGUCAAGAUUCCGGAGCAAGAUGUGAAUCAAGGGUCCCCCGAAGACGAGGACGCGUUGGGCCAUGUGAUGCGAGUGGCCGAGAUGCUGGAGGCGGAGCUGGAGUUGCAGAACAAAAUCCUGGCGCAGAUCCGAAGCAUGCGUCCUCGGGGAAAGAAAAAGGCGAGUCUGGCACCUUCAACGCCGCUGGACUUUGUCGUACCUGUCCUGGUGAUGGCCUGUAACCGUGUGACGGUGCGGCGUUGCCUGGACAAGUUGCUCCUCCACCGGCCCUCGGCCGAGAGGUUCCCCGUCAUUGUGAGCCAGGACUGUGGCCACGCCGAUACGGCCGAGGUCAUCCGCUCGUACGGGAGCGACGUGACUUACAUGGCGCAGCCCGACCUGGCCGACAUUAACGUGCCGCCAGCGCACAAGAAGUUUCAGGGCUACUACAAGAUCGCCAGACACUACCGCUGGGCUCUCAAGCAAGUCUUCAGCAAGUACUCGGCUGUCAUCGUCGUGGAAGAUGACCUUGAGGUGGCGCCGGACUUCUUCGAGUACUUCAGCGCGACUCUGCCACUGCUCCGCUCGGACCCCAGCCUGUGGUGUGUGUCGGCGUGGAAUGACAACGGGCGCGACGGCUCGGUGGACCCUGCGGGCUCAGCCCUCCUGUACCGCACUGACUUCUUUCCCGGUCUGGGCUGGAUGCUUUUGCGAGAGCUUUGGGAGGAACUGGAGCCCCGUUGGCCUGCCGCAUUCUGGGACGACUGGAUGCGUCAGCCCGAGCAACGCCGCGACCGCCAGUGCUUGCGGCCUGAGAUCUCCCGCACGCUGACGUUCGGCCGACAGGGCGUCAGCCUGGGCCAGUUCUUCGACAAGUACCUGCGCUACAUCAAGCUCAACUCUGACUUUGUGCCUUUCACCCGACUGGACCUGACGUACUUGAAGCGAGACGUGUACGAGAAGAGUUUCACGGAGCAGGUUUACGCCGCCCCCGUCGUCACCUUGGAGGAUGUCCAGCGGGGGUCGCUGCAGGGCGGUGGUCCCUUCCGCCUGCAGUACUCCAGUAUGGCGAGCUUCCAACUGUUGGCAAAAAACCUAGGUAUCAUGGACGACUUGAAGUCCGGCGUGCCAAGGACCGGCUACAAGGGGGUGGUGCCGCUCUUCUUCAGGGGACGCAGAAUCUACAUCGCGCCGCCCCCGGGGUGGACCCACUACGAUCCCACUUGGAAUUGAAUGCUGCCAAAAUAGAAAAUGUCAAAGGUUCAUAGUUGGAGGUGGCACAAAAUGGCGCCAAAGCAGUGCAUUGGUCCAAGUGAAGUGUCCCUACUCACUUCAACAUAGGGCGUCCUGACAUACUUACACAGCUUGACGAUAAUACGGUAUAUUUAAGGAAAAAAAUCCUACAAUGAGGAUUGCUUUGCUUUUCUAAAUGUAUCGUUUUUUUUACUCAUUGGAUGUCAUUGACGGCGAUGAUUGCAAUGCUACCAUCAUGGUACCAAGGAACUAUGUUGAAAUUUGUUAAGGAGCUUCCAUCUUCAUCUCUGCCAUUAAUAUGUAGCAACUAUGAGCAAUUUAAUUUUUUUUUAAUCGCCGUCAAUGGCACUGAAAUAUUUUUGGGACCAAUGAUGUUACAUACUUUGCCUCACUCCUAAUGAUCUUGAAUGAUACACUAGUUAGGAUUGGCUGCUCAAAUCACUUAAUGCAACUCAGGUCUUGGUCAUCUUUUCAUAAGAUGUUGUCUUUUCUCAACUUGACUGCUGUAAUUCAUGUAGAGAUCUAUUUUUGUAUGCAAUACCAAAGGGUACCACUUUAAAUUAUUUUCAAACUGCUGCUGGGCUUAUUCGUGUGUUUGGUACGAAUUUGAAACCUAAGCAUUAAUGGUGGGGGAUUGUGCUUUUGCUUGAAUGGUCUGUUUCAUAUUACAAUGUCAAAUAAUUUUGUUGUUCACAAUGCAAUGUGAUAGAAUGCCAACCAAAAGCAUGUGUUAAGUAUUUUGUGAUUGAAAAGUGCACUUAACAGCACUAUGGUGCUUUUCCUAGUUGGUAUUAAAUUUAUGAGAGUUGUAUAUGAGACCAAAACAAAAUGAACGGCAAAAAAAACAACUAAUGUCCUUAAAUUAGUAUUAAAAUGUUUGGAUAGAUUGAAUCUAUGAAUGAAUGAAGAAUGAAAUAAACUUUUUCCAGUUAACUUUCCUCCAA